AUGGCGAAUUUCACAGAAGCCCGAGUCGGCACAAUCGACCCGUCUCGCGCACUCGUCCUUGCCUCCAUCCUUCAGAACCACAAACCAGUGGAUUAUGGAAUUCCGGCUGGGAUUUGCCCGACGAUGGAUCUUAGCCCAAAAGCAAACGAAACCGAAUCAUCAGGUCGCUACUGCGAAGUCGAUCUGUACAAAGCAAAAUACUACACGACUGGAACUGUGAUCAAAAAAGUCAACAACUUCAUCUGCUACGAUCCUGACAUUGGCCGAGUCUACCCUGUACGAGGAAUGGUCAAAGCGGGGACGAUUUGCAAGGACUUGGAGAGUUAUUGCCAGCCAGUGACCAUCGCGAAAAAUAUUCAUGGAUUGAAGGAUGGAACGAGGGGUCCUGGGGGGAAGGUCUUUGUUGAUACCAGCGUGUCCAUCAAUGAAACAACGGGCUUUGAAGUGGAAGGCCUCGCAUCUUAUCAUUUCAACUCCCAACCCUAUGUUUCUUAUGAAAACACGAACAUAAUCAAUAUUGUAACUGGAAAAAUUCAAGCUCAAGGGCCGGUUCAAAAAUACACUCCUUGA
Messenger RNA from Oikopleura dioica, 570 nucleotides. The record is from the annotation of a GenBank genome assembly. NCBI's taxonomy places the organism in Eukaryota, Metazoa, Chordata, Appendicularia, Copelata, Oikopleuridae.